Messenger RNA from Grus americana (Whooping crane), 2271 nucleotides. RefSeq names its product scavenger receptor cysteine-rich type 1 protein M130-like. Lineage: Eukaryota; Metazoa; Chordata; Aves; Gruiformes; Gruidae. The record is from RefSeq and is a predicted model, not a curated record. The coding region runs from base 1 to 2271 and encodes 756 amino acids. The transcript is spliced from 10 exons. Gene Ontology annotation, cellular component: membrane.
AUGCUUGUGAGGUCCCUGGAGACUGAAUACCUCAACAACGAGUACAUGGCAUAUAGGAGGAUAUGUGCUUGGGAUGUGCAGGUGAGGCUGGAAAAUGGUGGUGGACACUGUGCUGGAAGAGUGGAGGUGAAACAAGAGGGCCAGUGGGGGACCGUGUGUGAUGACGACUGGGACAUGUCUGAUGCUGCAGUGUGUCAUGGCAACGAGUCUGCCCUGUCUGACUGUACAAACAGAGGCUCAGCUCAGGAGUACUGUACUCACAGUGAGGAUGCUGGAGUGACAUGUUCAGGAUUUGUCCAGCUGGUUGGAGGGGACAGCCUCUGCUCAGGACGAGUGGAGAUCUAUGACAAGGACCAGUGGAAAGCUGUCUGUGACUCAGACUUUGGUCCCAAAGCCGCUGACGUGGUCUGUGGGGAGCUGCAGUGCGGCGUAGCCCUGUCCAUGCCUGGGGCGGCGCAUUUUGGAAAAGGUGUUGGUUCCAUCUGGGACAGAGAGCUGCAGUGUUUGGGGAAUGAAUCUGUUCUCGCCUCCUGCCCAAGAGGGUCCCCCAGGGACCAGCCCUGCACCCACACCAAUGCUGCCGGUCUCACCUGCACAAAGUACACAGGGUUCAGGCUGGUGAAUGGCAGCACAGCUUGUGAUGGGAGGGUGGAGGUCCAGGUGCUGGGGACCUGGGGCACCCUCUGUGCUUCCCGUUGGGACCUCUUGGACGCCCACGUUCUCUGUCGUCACCUCAACUGCGGGUUUGCUGAGUCCAUUCCUGGAGGAGGGCACUUUGGGAGAGGCACGGGCCCCACCUGGAGAGAGUCAUUCCACUGUGAUGGGACUGAAGGCCACCUGGGACAGUGCCCAGUGACUGCCCUGGGAGCCUCACCGUGCUCCCACGAGAAUGUCGCUGCUGUCAUUUGCUCAGGCUCAGCCAGCUCCGCAUCCCUGCGGCUGGUGGGUGGAGAGAGCCGGUGUGACGGGCGAGUGGAGAUCUUUCAGCGUGGGACAUGGGGCAGAGUCCUGGAUGACCAGUGGGACAUGCAGGAGGCCAGCGUGGUGUGCCGGCAGCUGCGGUGUGGAGGGGCAGAGACAGCCUACAACCCCCCGAAGCCUGAGAGAGGGACGGGUCCCAUGGGGCUGCGAGGGGUGCAGUGCGCAGGGCAUGAGGCCAGCCUGACCCUCUGCAACACCUCCCUGGCCGAGAGUGCACUGGCAGCAGGGAUUGCAGAGGAUGUGGGGGUCGUUUGCUGGGGGAGCCGGCAGGUCCGGCUGGUGAACGGGUCCGGGCGCUGUGCUGGGAGAGUGGAGAUCUACUACCGGGGCAGCUGGGGGACCAUCUGCGAUGACGGCUGGGACCUGCCCGAUGCUGCCAUCGUUUGCCACCAGCUGGGCUGCGGAGGGGCGGUGGAGGCGGUUGGCUCUGCUCGGUUCGGGGAAGGCUCUGGGCAGAUCUGGCUGGAGAGCGUGAACUGCUCCGGGGCCGAAGCUGCUCUCUGGGACUGCCCGGCAGGGUCCUGGGGGAAGCACGACUGCGGGCACAAAGAGGACGCAGGAGUCGUCUGCUCAGAUUUUGUGGCCCUGAGGCUGGAGAACAGCACCACCUGCUCCGGGCGCCUGCAGGUUUUCUAUAACGGGACAUGGGGGAGCGUUUGCUCCAACUCAAUGACUCCCAAAACGGUGUCGCUGGCCUGCAAGGAGCUGGGCUGUGGGGAUGCAAAAUCCUUGGAACCGUACCUGACCUCUGGCAGGCUGACUGGCCCCGCCUGGCUGGAUCGCGUGGAGUGUGGGGAGAGAAACAGCUCCUUCUGGCAGUGUCCCUCCGCUCCCUGGGACCCACAGUCCUGCGAUGACCUGCGAGAUGAGACCCACAUCACCUGCAACGACAGGGAGAAGAUUCGUGCCGUGGGAGGCGAGAAGGGGUGCUCGGGCAGAGUGGAGGUGUGGCACCGUGGCUCCUGGGGGACGGUGUGCGACGACUCGUGGGACAUGCAGGAUGCCGAGGUGGCAUGCAGGCAGCUGGGCUGUGGCCCCGCAGUGUCUGCCCUGGGCGAGGCUGCCUUUGGGGAGGGGACGGGCCCCAUCUGGCUGGAGAAGGUGGAGUGCCGGGGGACAGAGCCGUCUCUGCAGGACUGCUGGGCCCAGCCUGGGGACAGCGGUGCCUGCCGGCAUAAGGAGGACGCUGCCGUGAACUGCUCGGCUGCACCCAGGACGGCAGCACCAACCCCCCGAGCAGGUAAGCUGUCCUCCCCGUCAGCGCUGGGUCUUCCCAGGGCCAGGCUGUGA